AUGACGCUUCAUCGAGCUCAAAUUCCCGACAUGCCGUCGCAGCGGCAGCAGGAGCAGCAGACUGCCGUCAACGCCACCGAGAUUCCGGCCACCUCCGUCAAGCCGUGGAAGCUACCGGCUCAGACGACCUACGUAUUCAAGAACGCCAGCAUCGUCGACACGGCGAACGGGACCAUCAUCGAGAAGCAGACGGUCACGCUGUCGGAGGGACUCGUGGAGUCGAUCGUCGACGACGAGGCUGUCCCCACGUCCACUCCCCAUGUCGUCGUCGACCUGAUGGGCAAGUAUCUCUGCCCCGGCCUCAUCGACUGCCAUGUGCAUCUCAGCGCUGUCGCGGGCAGCGACAACCUGCCGGCCGUUUUCGGCCUCGACCCGACCGUCUCCCAAUUUCGACAGCCCUUUCUCUGCAAGCAGAUGCUCGCCAGAGGCUUCACCACCGUCCGCGACACGGGCGGCGCGACGCUCGCGCUCAAGGAAGCCAUCGACGACGACGUCUUUGCCGGCCCACGCCUCUUCAUCUCCAACAAGGCACUCUCCCAGACGGGCGGGCACGGGGAUGCGCGAGGACCCCAUCAAGGGCACGGCCACUGCUGCGGCGCCGAGACGGUGCUGACCAAGGUCAUGGACGGCGUGCCUGCAUGCCUCCGUGUGACGCGGGAGCAGAUGCGCACGGGCGCCGACUUCAUCAAGAUCAUGGUCGGCGGCGGCGUCGCUUCGCCGACAGACAAGCUCGAGAACACGCAAUUCACGACCGACGAGAUCCGCGCCAUCUGCGAGGUGGCCGACUCGUACGGUACCUACGUCACCGCCCACGCCUACACGCCCAAGGCGAUCCGCCACGCCGUCGACAACGGCGUCCGCUGCAUCGAGCAUGGAAACUUGAUGGACGAGCACACGGCCCGCUACAUGGCCGAACGGGGUGUCUGGCUGGUGCCGACCCUCGCCACCUACCACGCCCUGAGCGAGGAAAAGUACUCGGCCUUCCUGCCGGCCGUCAACCGGGCCAAGAACGGCGAGGUGCUGGCCAGGGGCCUCGAGUCCCUGCGCAUCGCCUCGGCCGCCGGCGUGCGCAUCUGCUACGGCUCCGACCUGCUGGGGCCGCUGCACGAGGAGCAGAACCGGGAGUUUAGCAUUCGGUCCCAAGUCAUGAGCAGCCCCGAGGUGCUGCGAAGCGCGACCGUGACGGCUGCGAAGCUGCUGAAGCAGGACGCCUUUCUUGGCCAGAUCAAGAAGGGCUUUGCCGCCGACUUGCUCGUGCUGAACGCGAACCCGCUCGAGGACGUCUCGCUUCUGGCCCGGCCCGAGGAGAACGUACUGGCGGUUAUGAAGAACGGCCGUGUGUACACGAGUCGGUGGACGAAGCUGCCCGAAGACGUGAGCACGCCGACGGCGCCCAUUGAGUGA
Drechmeria coniospora is the source of this 1404-nucleotide messenger RNA. RefSeq lists its product as uncharacterized. Gene Ontology annotation, molecular function: hydrolase activity, acting on carbon-nitrogen (but not peptide) bonds. The transcript has a single exon. Bases 1 to 1404 code for a protein of 467 amino acids. NCBI's taxonomy places the organism in Eukaryota, Fungi, Ascomycota, Sordariomycetes, Hypocreales, Ophiocordycipitaceae. The record is from RefSeq and is a predicted model, not a curated record.